Molecule: messenger RNA, 321 nt
Organism: Haemonchus placei
Lineage: Eukaryota; Metazoa; Nematoda; Chromadorea; Rhabditida; Trichostrongylidae
Source: the annotation of a GenBank genome assembly
AUGGCUUUUCAGCUACAAAUAUGGAAUGAACUGCAAAAGACGGAAAGCAAACAGGCGGAUCCCGCAUACAUGACACCAGCUUAUCGUCCUCUGAAGGCGCUGAAUGGACGGCUACUUCGGACAAAUAUCAACGUCAACUAUAGACAAACCUCAUCACCAACAUGCUCGUCCAACAUAUACACAGAAAUGGGAUAUCGAUCAAAUCCUGCAAGAGCACGGCACAAUCAAUCGAUAACAAAACGGAAUGCUCCAAAGUACCUGGAUCGUGAAGUGUUCGAGCUUGAAAAUAUUGAAACCGAAGCGAUAUCUAAUGCGUCAUGA